This is a messenger RNA of Westerdykella ornata, 1352 nucleotides long. RefSeq names its product NAD(P)-binding protein. The record is from RefSeq and is a predicted model, not a curated record. Gene Ontology annotation, molecular function: oxidoreductase activity. The coding region runs from base 111 to 1175 and encodes 354 amino acids. The transcript is spliced from 4 exons. NCBI's taxonomy places the organism in Eukaryota, Fungi, Ascomycota, Dothideomycetes, Pleosporales, Sporormiaceae.
UUCCCACCCCUCCAACUACCUGUGUCGUAUCCACUCUACUAUCCUACCAAAAACCAAAGUAACCACAACAUCCAGUCCAAAGAAAAACAACCACUUCUCCCCACUCGACAAUGUCCCACUCCCCUCUCCCCCUCCCCAGCACAACCCGCACCUACCGCCGCACCGCACCCCCCUACCCCCUCACCAUCGUCCCCUCGACCGAACCCCUGCCCCAAUCCCUGGAUCCUCACUCCCUCCUCCUCCGCAUCCACGCCGUCUCCCUCAACUACAGGGACAUCGCCAUGCUGCAGGAAAACGGGUACCCGGUGCCUGUCCUCGCGGGCGGGAUCCCGGCGUCGGACUGCGCGGCCGAAGUAGUCGCGGUAGGGGAGAAAGUGAGUAAGUUCCAGGUCGGAGAUCGGGUGGCGCCGACGUUUGAUCUGGCGUGUUUGACGGGGGAGGAAAGAGGGUUGGAGAUGCGGGCGUUGGGAGGCGAGGUUGAGGGUGUUUUGAGGGAGUGGGUGGUCCUUGAGGAGGAGGUUUUGGUUAGGUUGCCGGGGGGUGUGAGCUGGGAGGAGGCGUCGACGAUUGCGUGCGCGGGCGUGACGGCGUGGUCUGCGCUCGGGGGAUUGAGGGAUGUGAGGAAGGACGCUGUGGCGUUGCUCCAGGGAACCGGCGGCGUAAGCAUGUUCGCUCUCCUGCUAUGCCUCGCUGCGGGUAUCAAGCCCAUCAUAACCUCCUCCUCGGACGAGAAGCUGCAGAAGUUGAAAGAGCUGGGAGACGACGUCUUGACGAUCAAUUACAAGACGACUCCGGAUGUGGCGGCCGAGGCGUUGCGACUUACGGACGGGCAGGGCGUGGAUUUCGUGGUGAAUAAUGUGGGUCUCAGCUCGUUGCCGGAGGAUAUGAAGAUGUUGAGGAAGUAUGGGAGGAUUGCGCUGAUUGGGUUCUUGGGGGGUCUUGAGGCGCGGUUCGAUGCGAGCGAGUUGAUGACGUUGUUGUUUAAGAGGGCGAGCAUACAGGGAAUCGGCGUCGGUUCUAGGAAGGAUUUCGAGGACUUGAAUCGGUUUCUGGAAGAGAGGAAGGUGGAGUUGGGGAGCAUCGUUGAUAGGGUUUUUGAGUUUGAGGAUGCGCCCGAGGCGUUUGAGUAUUUGGCUUCGGGGAAGCAUAAGGGGAAGGUGGUUGUUAAGGUCUAAGGAAAAAGUAGCAAUUUCCUUCACUGGUCUCUGUGGCUUUUUUAAGGAGGGGAGGUUGGCGUGCAAGAAACACAUCACGGUUUAACGAAAGCUGGCACAUUGACUAUAUAAGGAAAGAUAUAAGUAUUCGUGAGCCCCAAAGCAUGGAGCUCGUUAUUGGAAGUAUUCUAGAAGGGA